Owenia fusiformis is the source of this 610-nucleotide messenger RNA. NCBI's taxonomy places the organism in Eukaryota, Metazoa, Annelida, Polychaeta, Sabellida, Oweniidae. The record is from the annotation of a GenBank genome assembly.
CGAUGUCAAAUGCUAAAAUAUUAUAAAGAUGAGAUUUUGAACUCUGCAAGUUGCAACAAGCACCUGUCUACUUCCGGGUCAAUGACCUUUACAGGGUCAUCUCUAUGGAAACUGGAUAAUAUUGCAAGGAACUCUGGGAUAGAAAUCUGCCAUUUUGGAUUUUAAAAAAUCAAAACAUUUCAUUUUAUCAUUGAUUUAUGGCAUCUUUACCUUUUUACGAGCUCUGACGUGCAGAGGAGAAGUUAAGUUAUUUAAUUGCCAAAAUGAACAAUGACAAGUCCCCGUGGAUUAGAAUCUCAUGGAAAAAUAAUAACUUCCAACCCAGAAUUACUACAAAUGUUAAAUGAGAGAACAAAGUCUAAUAUGUCAAAGAAACAAACUGCCAAAGUGUAUGUAGAGGAACCAGAAGAUGAUGAAGAUAAGUACAGAUUUGUGAGCAGCAGAAUUGAAGAUGAUGAUGAUGAUGAACCUUCAACUUACAGAUCUGAUACAUCCAGCAACAUGGGGCCAGCAAGACCAGAGACGUAUACACUUCCUCCUACGUCUCAAGCAAAACAGUCAUCCAAGCAUUACAUCAUGAAGAACAAAUCAAAUGCAACAAACGAGGACC